AUGGUGGGUGUCGACGCCAUGCGCUUCCUCAAUGACCUCUUUGGCGGCAUCCGCGGAGGCUCGGUCGAUAUCCCCUUGUUCUUGCUGUACGAGCUAUUCACUGGAACGAUUUCCGUUGAGAUGGUGACCAAAGACAACCAGCAGGAUCUCGCCAGCCUGCUGCUGCGCAUUAUCGCGCGUUCUGAGACAGGUGCAGAGUGGUCCGUGCUUCGAGCCUUGGAGCGAAAUCCGCAGGUCUGCGGAAGCAUGCCGCGAUGGGGCUCGGACGAGGCGAAGCGGACCUGGGCUCUUCCAGGUGGGCACCACUUCGACCGCAACUCGGCUUCGACGCUCAUGAAG
This is a messenger RNA of Symbiodinium natans, 339 nucleotides long. Lineage: Eukaryota; Dinophyceae; Suessiales; Symbiodiniaceae. The record is from the annotation of a GenBank genome assembly.